Messenger RNA from Astyanax mexicanus (Mexican tetra), 4088 nucleotides. It is a transcript of the gene mms19, whose product is annotated as MMS19 homolog, cytosolic iron-sulfur assembly component. Bases 46 to 3129 code for a protein of 1027 amino acids. Gene Ontology annotation, biological process: iron-sulfur cluster assembly. NCBI's taxonomy places the organism in Eukaryota, Metazoa, Chordata, Actinopteri, Characiformes, Acestrorhamphidae. Gene Ontology annotation, cellular component: MMXD complex; cytosolic [4Fe-4S] assembly targeting complex. The record is from RefSeq and is a predicted model, not a curated record. The transcript is spliced from 31 exons.
UUCAAGGAGCCGAUUCGUCCACGAGUCGGACAUCGCUAGUUCGCGAUGGCGGCCGAAAGCGCUCAGUUGGCCGGGCUGGUGGAGGAAUUCGUGGCGGGACAGGUGGACAGCAAGGCCGCGGACGUUGCGGCAGGUGUCAAAGCUGGAAACUUUAACAUACUGGAGCUGGUGGAGGCUCUUGGGAUAAGUCUCACGAGUUCUCAGUCUCAGACGCGAGGCAGAGGGGUCCAGCUCCUCUCUGAAGUCCUGCAGGAAUGCUACAGCGGCCUAUCCGAGAGGGAGGUGGAGGUCCUGAUUGCCUUCUACGAAAACAGGCUAAAGGAUCACUAUGCGAUCACACCGCACGUUCUCCGAGGACUCAAGGCCUUGGCGAAGAGUACAGUGCUGCCUCCUGGUUCUGCAGUAUCCAUCCUGAGAUCCCUCUUCCAGGAUGUAAAUGUGCAGUCCCUGAUGUUGGCUGAGCGAUCGUGUGUCUACAACAUGCUGAUCAGCCUCAUGGGGUCCAGAGAGGAUGAGCUGAAGGGUUUGGGCCCAGACUUCGUUUUUGGAUUUGUUCAGGCUGUAGACGGAGAGAGAGAUCCUCGUAACCUCCUGCUGGCGUUCCAGAUAGCAAGAAACAUCAUCCACAGAGGCUACGACCUCAGUCAGUUUACAGAAGAAUUUUUUGAAGUCACAUCCUGCUACUUCCCCAUAGACUUCACACCUCCACCCAACGAUGCUCAUGGGAUCACGCAGGAGGAGCUCAUCCUGGCUCUACGGGGAGUUCUGACAGGGACGCCGCGGUUCGCAGAGUUCCUCCUACCGCUCCUCAUUGAGAAGCUGGACUCAGACGUGCAGAACGCUAAAGUGGACUCUCUACAGACGCUGGCUGCCUGCUCUCCUGCAUACGGACACAAAGAGCUGGCCGAGUUCCUUCCAGGCUUGUGGUCAUCCAUCCGCAGAGAGGUGUUCCAGACGGCGAGUGAGAGGGUGGAGUCUGCAGGUCUGGCUGCUCUUGCUGCGCUCACCUCCUGCCUGUCCCGCUCUGUCCUCACCUCGGACUCUGAGGAUGCUCUGCAGACGUUCCUGGACCAAGUCCUCAAAGAUUGUCAGCACCAUCUGUAUGAGCCGGACCUGAAGCUGGUUUGGCCCAGUGCCAAGCUGCUGCAAGCUGCCUGCGGCGCCUCCUACAGGUCCAGCCUGAUAGUGACUGCGGCGGUGCUGCCCACCCUGCUGGAUCAGUACAGCUCCAGAACUCAGUGUGCCCAGCGGCGCACUCUGCUGGAGGUUCUGCAUGGAUUCAUCCAGCCCACUCCGAGCAGCCGGCCUGCAGAGGGAGAGGAGAGUGUGCUGCUGCCCUUUCAGGUGUCUCUAUGCAGUGCUGUGUUUUCUGCUCUGGCUGAGUCGAGUGCAGGCCUCCAAAUCACUGCUACCAAAGUUCUCGCCACUAUGGGGCAGCAGCCUGGCCUGCUAGCAGAGUCGGAGGUGGAGAAGGUUGUGGAUCAUAUGACCAGACUAGUUCUGGAGGAGGAGGAUGCUCAAGUUAGUUUGGCAGUGGUGGAGUGUGUGGGAUCACUGUCCCGUCUCCAUCCUGCAGCUUUCACCUCCCGGAUGGUUCCACGACUGAAGGAGGAAAUAUUCUCAGAAAAAUCAGAUGACGCCGCUCCAUCGCAGGGUCAGUGUAGGGGAGCUGUUCGGCAGCGGUGUGUGGCGGCGCUGGCUGCUGUGUCCACUCAGCCGGUACUGGUGAGGGAAAGUGCUCCGGUUCUGCUGCAGGUUCUGUCUUCAGUGCAUUCAGGUAGCAGCAGUUUCUCUGUAGAGGAAGUGACCUCAGUGUGCCACAGUCUGCAGAGGAUAGCUGAACAGGCCGGAGGUGUGGAGGAGAUAGGCCGCUUUUUCCAUGAUGCAGUCAUUCCUCAACUGCUGGCACUGACCCUUCAGGCAGCUCUGCAGAGUCUGAAGAGCUCAGAUCACAGCAGCGCUCUCACGCAGGAGGCUGUACUGUCUGCUGUAGUUCCUGUUAUAAGCACUGCCUGUGCAGCACUGCAGACAGACCUUGCUGCCAAGAUGGCUGCCCAGGUCGUGUCCCUCUUCCUGGAUGGAGAUGUCUCCUUCUUGCCGGACAAUGCCUACCCAUCCCAAAUCCAGCUGCUAAAAAGCCAGUCUGAGUCGUGGACCCAGUCUCAGCUGGUGUGUCUGCUCAUGGGCUGUGUGUGUUCACUCCCUCGCAGCGUGGACGUUCCCGACGUUGACCGGCUGCUGGGACAGUUGGAGGAGCUGAGCUGCUCGUGCUCACACGCGUUCUCCUACACGUCCGCCGCCAAGUGCUUCGCCGGCCUGAUCAACAAGAGAGCAGCAGGCCAAGCCCUAGAUGCUGUUGUGGAGAAGACUCUGGAAAGGAUUAGAACGACAUUAGACUGUGAAUCUUCUGCCCAUCGGAUUCAAGCCUUCACCUUACUAGUCUGGGUGGCCAAAGCCCUGCUUCUGCGGUAUCAUCCCCUAUCAGCAGUUUCCACUGACAAGAUCUUCUCCCUGUUGAGUGAUCCUCAGCUGGGUUCUCAGGCCGCCGACAGUUUCUCCCUCCUCAUGAGCGACUCUCCGGAUGUGCUGAACCGCAGCUGCCACGCAGACGUGCGCAUCAUGUACAGACAGCGCUUCUUCGCCGAGAACUCGGCCAAACUUGUGCAGGGCUUCAACUGCGCGGAACAAGAGAGCAAGUCUGUGUAUCUGAAGGCCUUGUCACACAUUGUAAAUAAUCUGCCCAGACAGGUCCAGCUCUCCGAGCUGCCGGCGUUGCUGCCGCUGCUGCUGGAGGCGCUGUCGUGUCCGGACCAGGCGGUGCAGCUCUCCACACUGUCCUGCCUUCAGCCGGUGCUGCUGGACCCGCCCCCUGCCCUGACCACACAGCUGGAGGCCCUGUUCUCCCGCCUGCUGGCUCUCACCUCCAGCCCUGCUAUGAAGGUGAGGAUGGCGGCUCUGCGCUGUGUCCACGCUCUCUCCCGCCUCCCUGAACACAUGGUCCUGCCGUUCCGUGCCAGAGUGCUGCGGGCCCUGGCUCCUCCUCUGGAUGAUAAGAAGAGGCUGGUGAGGAAGGAGGCGGUGUCUGCCCGUGGAGAAUGGUUUUUGUUGGGGAGUCCAGGAGGAAGGUGAUGCCCCCCAGUGCUGCUGUCCUCCUCCCGGUUAAAGGCCCUGCACGGAGACCCCGCUGGCGAAUGAACACCUCACCGCCCACAGCCUUUCCUCUCAGAUCUUACUCAUUUCUGUACCGCAUCUGUCCUGAACACGCACAAUCAGAGUGGAGUUAGCCUUCCUGGCCUCGGUCAGGUUUCGCAGGUAGCGGGAGCCACAUGUAUGGAAAUGUACCAAACUGCUGCCCUGCUGUUUUUAAUGCCUUUAGAGUAGCUGCUCGGCCUGUAUUAUCCAGAGGGUGGUGCUGUAGUGACCAGGAUUGCUAGUACAAUUAUUUUGAAGCGUUAUGAAGACCUCAGCAGUGUCUCACUGGACUAAAACAUGAAGGGUUGGGUGCUCAGACAGGGAUUAAGCCUAGUUAUAGACUACAUAUACCUUUCCAUAUAGAAAACUCAAUUUAAAAUGUGGUGAAGUUCAACACUAGGCUUAAUCCCUGUCUGGGAAAUUACCACUUAGGCAUAGAUUAAGCCUAGUACUAGAUUAUAAUUUCCUUUCAGUGCAAAAUCUCCUCCGUUCAAUCUCCUAGUCUUAAUCUCUGUCUGAGAAUGCAGCCCUAUGUUUUACAGCAGAGCAGAUAUCCUGGUAAAACUGAAGGACACACCCCUUGUUAUGUAAAAUACAAACUUUAAGAGAUAGUUUACUGACAUUCACUGACGUUCCUGAAUAAUUUUGUUUUAAUUAAGCUGCACGAAAUGCAGAAAUGACAAAUUUAUAAGCAAACAUAAAAUACCAUAUUAACCACCUUUCCAUCAGUGUUUUAAACAUGCCCGACGUUCUCAAAGCCACACAGGGUGGCGGUUGUUCGUUUAGUCUCACUGGCCGACUAACACUGAAGCCUCACAAUGAAACUUAUGCCAAGGAUAUAGUGGAUAAUAUUUAAGUGUCAAUAACUUGUCAAUAAAUUUCUUAUUGUAAAUGUG